CGCAAGGAAAGUUGUGCCGUCUGAUCCAGUCUGGUCUGCCGGAGUUUACCCAUUCAGUAGUCGGACCUCUACGGAUUUAGCCCAGCGAUGCACAUCAUCUAGGAUACAAGCAGAAAGUGAGCAUGAACACACUGUCUGUCUAACAGCUGAUGGUGGCUCGUGGAAAGAUCGCUUCUUGUAACGUGUCUCCUUACAUCCAGGACUGCAUGCCUCUGGAUGAAUUCCAUCCAUUUAUUGAGGCUUUGCUGCCUCAUGUGAAGGCCUUUUCCUACACAUGGUUUAAUCUGCAAGCCGCUAAACGCAAAUACUUCAAAAAACAUGAAAAACGAAUGUCGACGGAAGAAGAAAAGAGGUGUAAGGAAGAGCUCCAGAAUGAACGGUCAGAGGUGAAACAGAAGUGGGCCUCUCGUCUGUUAGGCAAAUUGAGGAAAGAUGUAGCUCAGGAAUGCCGAGAAGACUUUGUUCUGGGCAUUACGGGGAAGAAGUGGCCAACGUGCGUUUUAAGUAACCCGGAUCAAAAAGGCAAAAUGCGAAGAAUUGACUGCCUAAGACAAGCUGACAAGGUGUGGCGGUUGGACUUGGUUAUGGUGAUCCUGUUCAAAGCUAUUCCCUUGGAAAGCACAGACGGGGAACGUCUAGAAAAGUCACCCGAGUGCCUGCAUCCUAGCCUUUGUGUCAACCCGUUCCACAUAAAUGUGUCCGUCCGAGAACUCGACCUCUAUCUGGCCAACUUUAUAUUCAGUCAAGACUCCCUACGAGGUUACAGUGAGCCAGGAUGUGAUAAAGAAGAUGAAAGAGAUAUGUGUAGGAACACAGUUAGAACAACGGGUGUUUUUACGUCCCUUGAGUUACAUACGCUAUCCAAAGGCUCCAUUUUACAACCUACUAAUGGAAGUCAACCGCCUAUAAAUAUGAUUAAAAUGGAGUCCCCCUCCUACUACUACAAUAGUUAUUCUUCCAUAGUAGACUACAGAGGAAUGGGUCCUCCUCUAGGGAAUCAUCCACCAGAGGAAGGAUUGUCUGGACCUCCUCCUCCCCAUCAGCCUCCUAGUCCAUCCAUGGAGCCACGUAACAAGCGUCUCCGCCGGAUAUCUGCAAACGAUGGCGACAUGAACAAGGUGGCUGAAGCUAGUGGUUACUACUGCCACAAUUCUGCAGACCUCUCCAGCCAUUCUACAUGGGGAAGUGAAACAGAUCUGAGCAGAAUUCACAUUGUUCGAACUGGAAACCCUCCUACUCUUAACUCCCCACAUUUGUCUCACCCCGGGAAAAUCAAACAUGGGGUUUCCAGCAGCUUUGUUCCUGUCGGUGGAGGGCCACUCAGUCCUCACACUCCUCCAAGAGAAGUUGUAAUUCUAUCAAACGAGUCUUCCAGGGCCCUAAAAGGAGCUGUGUCCCCCCCGAUAAGGGAAAAUUUUACUCAUCAUCAAGGGACAGUUAACUUAGUAUCCUCACCAUCAACCAGUCUGGGAAGCUCCCUACCCGCUUCUGGUUCUUAUUACCUUGGGUCAAGCCUCGGGAAAUAUCAAGAAAAUGGAGACACUCUAUCAGAUUUUGUUAAUCUCGUGUGUCAAGAAUCUCAAGGUGGUGGGCAUCAACUGAAUACCGAUUCAGGUGUUCGCACCCCAUCGAAACUACCCAACUUUUACAACAAUCCCAUGUUUCCCCCACCACCUCCAGGACCGAAAGCAAGACCUGUGACAAUUGUCAAGAUAACAGAUUUGUGUUCAUCAACUCCAAGUCCACCUAUACAUACUAAUGCUGGUACAAGAAAUGGUGGUACACCCGGUCCUAACACCCCAGGUACAAUUAUCACUGGAAGAGAGAAUAGGGAACAAGCUAUGUCUUCCCCAGGAGCUACGGGGCAUAUGUUGUCUAGUGGACAUGACAUGCCGUUGGUUAGCCGUCCAGUGAUUUCUACUUCUUUUGGGAGAACUGACCAUGGAUUUUCGCCCUUUCACUCACAGUCUCAGCUAUUAUCAUAUUCAAAUAUCAAUCCAAGCGGUGGAAUGAGUGGAGUUAUUAACUCUACCAGCAUUGGCAUGUUUACUUCGUCAAUGACAAAUUCUCGCAGCACUUCACGAGCCACAACAGCUUCUCGUUGGAACCCUCCGUUCAUCACUCUUGACGAGAAUAUCGACUACAAUAUGAUGGCAGGCUUGCUAACACCUUCUGAUGGAGAACAUUCACAUAUGCUAGGAUCAGAAGAGAGAUUCUUUUCCCCGGUACAAAGUAAUGAGCCUCUUGACGGUUCGAACAGCGACUCCUCCGCACCAACAAAGGCACAUCCAUCAUAAGCGACACAUUCACCACAUUAAAGAUGGUCGAAAGAUUUAACAGUAAGUUAUUGGAGCUGCAACGAAAGCCCGCAUGACCAAUGUCAGCUUACAGCAAAUAUACCCUCUUACUAGAUAAAGGUGAGGUAUCGCUGUCGUUUCUGAUGAUGUUAUUUUAUGAUCGUAAUGAUGUGGUGAAGAAUGCUAUUCUUAUGCUGUUCUUCAAUGAUUUGUUGGACAGCGUUACAUGGAAGGCUAGAGAAUUGUUUGUUAGCUUUCAUGGUAAGAACUACCUCUGAAUUGUACACGUUUGAAUUAAGGCAGGAUGUUUUACAAUGUUUUUUCAUAUAGAGAUGCUAUUAUAUACUAGCACAUUUAUAGUGAUAACUUACUUUCAUAUAUAAUUUAGCAGAAACAUUUGAAGGCUAUAAGCAUUUCAUUUAUAUUGCUACCAUCAUCGUUGUAUUUUACGCCAAAAAUCACAAGAAUGUUAGAAUGAUAUAGUAUGUUUGUAAACUGUGAUCACAGGUAGCGAAACUGAUUAUUAUAUAAGCAUAUAUAUAUAUUUGAAACAUCUAUAAUAUCAACAUCUAUCUUUUUUUCUCUGUCCAUAAUAACAGAAGUUUCUUGUUUUUGUCACAGCACAACGGUCAGAAUUGGUUUGGUACUAGUAUGAAAUUACUAAAGCAACUUGGAAACUAGCACAAUAAUAUAUAUAUAUAUAUAUAUAUUAAAAUUGUAAUUGUAACUUACACAAGUUAUGAAAUAUUCCAGGAAAAUCAUUUCAUUAUUUCAUUAGAAAACUUGAUGCGUUGUGUCAAACUUAAUCUCGGAAUUCUAAAAUAACGCCUAUACUACUGCUUUUAUUAAACAUACCGAUCUUAUGUUCAUGUAAGUGUACUUAUGAUAAAGUUCAUAGUUAACGAAAGCGUGUGUAGUAGUAUGUCUGGUACUUGGAGAAAUAAUGUUUUCAUUCCUAGUUUGGUCAGUUUAAUCCAAGACAAGAUAUUCUAAGUUAAAUGCAGCCCAAUUAAAAAGUAUUAACUGGAAAUCAAAUUAGUAUCAACUAUUUCAGAUUCGAUCAGGUUUAGAAAUUUUAAGUCAAGCUUUAUCAUAUACAUAUAUGUAUUAUUUUAGUCAUAUAUUUCUUGCUUUGCGUAUACACUAAACAAUCAAUUAACGUGUCUCUAUUUGGUAUAUGGAAAAUAACAAGUUAAUUUGGGCGAAACUGAAAGCACCUUUUCCGUUAACUAGACCCAGGUACUAACUCCAAAAACGUCUGAAAGAUAUUAGUAUGAAUAUCUACCCGAUUUGUAAAGAGUUCGAAUUUAGCUUGGCGUGUCUUAUUUGUACUGUAGUUAAAUAUUGAACGAAGUCUCAUCAAGGAGAAUUCACUAUAAUGUGAAUAUUGAUAACACUUAUAUAACAAUUUAUUCAUUAUUUUGAUCAUAAACUAAUUAGUUAUUUCAAUAUUUCCCAAUAUUAAGGUUAAAAUAGAUGUAACUUUACAGGAAUAACAUUUAUAUAAUUACUGACUCAGUGUUCCCUCUUUUUCUGUAGUUUUAUGUUUUGGCUUAUAGCCAAUCCUGAUUGAAAAUGAAGUGUAACUAAAGAUAUCAUUGAGAUCAAAUCAUGGCGGCUCAUAAAAACAUUAGCGACUUAAGUAUGUUUGCAUCAUUGUUCACGUAAAGCUAUAUCAUAAAAAAAGUAUUAUGAUACAUCAUUACAAAUUUCUCUUAUCCUAGAUGCCUCAUUAAGAAAGAUUUAUUUCAUCAAAGAAUACACCUUGUUUCUUUCUUAGUAACUGUAUUUCGGUUACAUGCUUAUUCAAAGCUAGGCUCAGCGAUUAAGGACUUUUAACUCCAGUUGUUUUCUUUGCUGAAAAAAAUGAAAUGUUAUAUAAUAAAAUGUGGUAAUACCAAGAAGCUUUUCAUAAGCUAGAAAUCUUGUGUUUGUAUAAAAAAAAGUACAUUAUGCUUUGUUUUUGUUUUUAUGUAUUCAUAUUAUAUAAUUUUUGGAUUAUGAUUGUGAAAUUGAGACGGAGCUGUGAUAUUGUUGAGCAUUACAUUUACAAAAAGGUCUUGCUUAUAUAUAUUCUAUACAAUAUAGCACAUAGAAGAAAAAAAAGAAAUCUUUUUGAAAAUGUUUACCCGGUGCAACAGAUUUGUUGAGUUGCAGAUUUUUUUAAAUCGAUUUGUUAUGUGAUUUAUUCAAACACACUGCUAAUAAUCGAUCACACGUGGUCGUGUACCAAAGAGAGAGAGAAAUAUAGUUUUUGUCAUCACCUGUAAUGUGUUUCUUGUAUAUUAAGUAGCUAUUCUCAAAAUAAUAGAAAUUGAUUCUAGUAUUGAAUAAUAUAAAAAAAUAUUUGUUUUAAAAAUAGGAUGAAGACAUUACAUUUCCGUACUAUAAAUAUUUAGGACCUCUAUUUACAAAAACAAGAAUUGAUAUAACGGCCAUGGGACAAAAUGUAAUUAGUAGGUAGGAUGGUUAGUUAUAUUUUUGCUGUAAAAUUUAAAACAAAUAGUGAUAUAUAAAAGAUCAUAAAAUGUAUAGCAAAAGUCAGCAACAUUUUGAAACACUAAGGAAAUCAUCGAAUUGUUUGUGAUAGAUAUACAACAUAUAUUUAUUCGAAAUCAGUAGUAUCUUUCUAUUUCCAUAACAACACUUCUACAAAAACGCAGAUAAUACCUAAUUAACACAUAUUUCAGGUGUUACAUAUACUCGUCAGUCUUUUAUUGAAAGCUUCAUGUAGAGAUUUUAACAAUAGCAUAGAAAUGGAGAUAUAUAUAUAUAUAUAUUUCCUAGUUUUGAAGACUCAAAGCAGAAAUACUUCUCGAGUAAAUCUAAAUACACGUGUAUAUAAAAAAGUAAUGUAUAGCAAGGAUACUUUACUGCAAGAUUAACUGAGAAGAAAUAUUUAGUUCUUAGGCUUAAUUGAAGUAGAUUGUAUUAUCGGUCUUAGAAUAAACAAAACUGAAGUCUUUUUGACUGGUGUAGUUAUUGUCAUUUUUUUCAAAGUAGAUUUUUACUCGGGUGUGAUAUUAAAUUUAUGUUAUUUUCUUUGUUACAUUAAAUUUAAUAAAGAUUUAAUAUAUUAGUCUGGUUAAGUGAAAUUACUCUGUUAACUUAAACUAACGACUCAAAGUAUAGAAACCACCUAAUGAACCGAUAUUAAACUAUAUAUCCUAGGUGUUAUUAUUAAGACAUGAGACAGAUGUUCCCUGCAAAUUUUUCUCUUUCUCUUGUAAUUCUGGUCUAGAUAAUCCUAUGCAAAAAUGUGAACAUAAAUAAAACAUAUUUGGAGUAAAACUGUUUUAUUUAUGAUAAUACUCGUAACAGUUGGAACACUGUAAAAGUGGACAAAGAAAUGAGUCAUUUUAAAACUGUGUGCCCUUAAGUAGAGUGAUAAAAAGAUGCGAACUUGUAUUAUUGAACAACGAUGAAUAUUUAUCACAAGCUCUACGAAUAUUUCUGAAAGUUAAUGGAGGAUUGCUAGUCACAAAGGUUUUGUGAUGAGAUUUUUAUUUGAUUUGUACUAUUAACGAAAACUUAAGGCGUUAUUUCUAAAAUGUGAUGAGUCAAAUGAAAUAAGGUUUUAUAAAGCAUUCUUGGUGACUGUUGUAUAAUAUAAUGAUUUUUGUUUUUAACUUUUAAUAAUGUUUAGCGUCGUUUGGGAGCACAAUAUCGUUUUGAUCGUUACCGCCAAAUGUUCUCUGGAUCAAAUAAAAAAACACGUUGUCCAACUAUGCAAAAGAUAACUAUUUGUUGAAUGAAACCCAUUUUAUGAGUAGAGUCUGCUCAUUGACACUGAACGUGAUAAAGUGUAGAUCGAACUCUUAUUACUAGCCCAGAAAGUAUUGACUGGCAUACAAUUUAUGUUACAGAUUCGAAAGUUGCUCUUGUCUACUCAUUGUUUUCUAACGGGACAUACGUUAUUUAUUAGUUGAUUAGGUUUUUAAUAAUAUUUGUGUUUCAGAAGCUUUUCUGGCUUACUGUGUGAACGUCUUGAAUGAAUAACAAACUCAUGAGAAGUAGUAUAUUGUGUCUCAUCCUGAUAAUUUGAGUGUAGUACCAAAGACAUAUACAUAUAUAAUGUUCUAUAAAAAAUAUUAUUUCAUUGUAUUUUAACGAAAAUAUAAAAGUAAUUGCUUUUUUAACUGCAUAGUUUAAAAUAUGGCAAUAAUAGAUUAUAAUGUAAGGAACCUCAAAAUCAUACUGUAUUAAAACACGUGACUUUAUUUUUCUCAAAGAUUAAUAGGACCACCUUAGAUUAGGUCUGUAUCUGGAAUAUUAUUAAAAUUCAAUAUUUAACAGUGUUACGAUAUAAACGAAAAAUAACGUAUCACGAAUGUACAGUUGUGUUGUCUUAAAACGCAUGUCACAAAAUUUUUGUUUUCAAAAUAAACGAUACAUAUAGUUCUAAUAGAAAAAAUGCUGUAUGAGUAAUAUACGAUUUCAUAAUUUAAUGCAGUAUAUAUAUGCAUACUGUUAUAUACACAUAUCGAAAAUACGGUGCAUGAAGGUACUGAAAGCAUCAAGAAUCAAAGUUUGCUGGGAUGAUUCUCAUGGUUGUUGCUUUUUUUUCUAUACUACACUGACGCUUAGGUCACAAAAUGCCUAUAUACAUAAUGGAUAAAAUUCAACGAAACUUGUAAAAAUAUUUUAAAAAUAUCAAUAUAGUCAACGAUCAACGUUGUGUGAUAUACAAUUAAAUUUUCAUUUCAAAAAUGAUCACUGGUCGUACAAAAGACAUUCUACAUGUUUCGAUGUCGUUCACGUCAUCUUCAGGAGUGUGAAAAACAAAUUCAGGGCAACAUAUAAAUAUCAAAAACUUCAUUCUUUCUUUAUUUGCGUGUGUGUAUGUUUUCUGUGCUAGAAUAAAUUUUAUUGAGACAGUACAAUGCAGUUAAUUUACAUUCAUUAAUUAACAUAACUAUCGUACUCAUAUUAAAGAGUUUAGGGUUGAAUGAUUAUAAAAUUUAUAUUUCAUACUAAGCAUCUAAUUGUUAAUCUUUGAAUGAUAUUAACUUUCCAUAAAUAAGGUAUUUACCAUCCAUAAAACUAAGAAACUAUAGUAUUCGUUCAACUUUGCAAGGAAUCACAAUAAUAUCAGAAUGGUGCAAAUUAUCAUACGUUAUGAGAGUAAUUUAAUACAUUUAUUCUUUUUUUCUGUUCAUGGUCUCUUGUUAGCCUGAACCAGUAUUUUAUAGCUCCUACCUCUUUUUGUCCUUGACUAACCCGAGGUAGGAUUUUAUAGCUUUUUUUAGUGUUUGAUCUCCUAAGCUAGUCUUCUGUGCCUCCUAUGUGUUUUUGGCAUCCUCAGUAGCGUGGACUAAUGUGUUACAGUUCCUAACUCUUCUUGUCCCUGGCUAACCUGAGGUAGAAUUUUAUAGCUUUUUUUCAGUUUUUGAUCUCCUGAGCUAGUCUUUUUGUAUUUUAGGCAUCUUCAAUAGCGUGGACUAAUGUGUUAUAUCUUCUGUCUCAUUUCAAUCAUCUAUUUAGCCUGAGCUGUUCCUUUAUGACUUCCGUCUCUUUUAAUAUCCUUCUUUAGCCUUAGCUUCUGGUUGUUCCCAGUUGCCUGUUUAAUCUGGGCUAGUCUAUUUGUUUUGAAGCUCCUCUUUAGCUUAGAUUAGUCUUUCGAAAUUCAUUACCUUCAGAUCUCAAGCAAUAACUUUGUUUGGCGUAACACAGUUUCGUUUUUUAAUUCAUGGAGUCAGCUUGAAAGUCUAAUACUUGAUUCUGUUGUUCAUUUUAACAUUUAACUAAAACAUAUUUUUCUUUGUCAUAUACAAAUAUUUGUUUUGCUAAGUGAAAUAAUCAGCAAGUAAAACAACGUAAACCCAAGAACUCCAUAUGUGGAAUGGACGUAGAUCCAAUAACUCCAUAUGUGGAAUGGACGUAAGCCCAAGAACUCCAUAUGUGGAAUGGACGUAGAUCCAAUAACUCCAUAUGUGGAAUGGACGUAAAUCCAAGAACUCCAUAUGUGGAAUGGGCGAAAUUGUUGUUGCUGUUUGUUAUUAAGGACAAAGCUACACAAAGGGCUAUCUGUGCUCUGCCCACCACCGGUAUCGAAACCCGGCUUUUAGCAAUAUAAGUCCGCAGACAUACAACUGUGCUAUUGAAGGGAGGAGGCAGGUGAAAUUACACAUUAAUAUUAUGUAUGGAAAUUCUUUCUUCUAUAGGUCAGCUAACAGAGAAAAUUAAAAGUAUAUAAUAUGUGAGUAAAUAAACUAAACUUGUAAGAAAUUUUAGGUAUGUUUGGAUAAUUUUGCAUUUAAUGUCUUAAAUACUUAGCUAAAGGGAGUGCACUUUUUUA
This is a messenger RNA of Limulus polyphemus (Atlantic horseshoe crab), 8595 nucleotides long. Its product is annotated as nuclear factor 1 X-type-like. The record is from RefSeq and is a predicted model, not a curated record. Gene Ontology annotation, molecular function: RNA polymerase II cis-regulatory region sequence-specific DNA binding; DNA-binding transcription factor activity, RNA polymerase II-specific. The transcript is spliced from 15 exons. Gene Ontology annotation, biological process: regulation of transcription by RNA polymerase II. The coding region runs from base 150 to 2297 and encodes 715 amino acids. Gene Ontology annotation, cellular component: nucleus. NCBI's taxonomy places the organism in Eukaryota, Metazoa, Arthropoda, Merostomata, Xiphosura, Limulidae.